CAGUCACAUUUCUUAUUUGAUUUAUUAAAUGAUCAUCAAUUGACACCUGGAAAUAAGACAGUUAAAUGGUAAGUGUCAUUGACCAAGAAGCUCAAUGAAAUGUAAGCUUUCCUCUGGGAAUAUAUGAGUUUAUUCUGUAAUUAAGCCAUGUUUAAUAAUGUGAAAUAUAAUAAGAAAGUUAUACCUAAAUAAAUGUUUUAAUAAAAAUGCUUUUCUUAAUUAAUUUGCCAGUUAAGUUUCAUUAAAAAAUAUUAUACAUAAAUCAAUGUCAUAUUUCAUAGUAUUUGCCUAAUUUAUUUUCUCAAACAUUUUUUGAGGCAGGUCCUUUGACUUAUCAGAGACUUUUCAAAAGAACAGGAUAACCAGAUAACCCAUGUAUUUAGAACAAUAAACUAGGAAUGUCUGCAGGGAUUGAAGAAUAAUAAUCUCAGCAUAUCUUUCAUAAGUCAGAAGACCAAUAAAAACUGGGCAGCAUGUCUAUAUAAUACUAAAAUAAUAUUAAAUCAUAUUCAUCUUUAGACUGUUCUCCCCAAUGAGACAAACCCAAACAUCAGAUAACAUUUUUAUAUGAAAUAUAGAGUAUAUUGGUUCUUCAUAAAAUGAAGGCAAACAAGCUUGUCUAUUCAACUGAAGAGAGAAAAAAAACACUUCAAACAUGAGAGGAUAAACACACAAAAAAGCAAGAACAAAUGAACCACAGCUGAGCUGUUUAGUAACGGCAGUACAUUAACAAAUAUAAAAUGUCAUCUUUUGUCACUGCAUCUCUUACUUACAAUAGCACAAAAAAACAACAAAAAAUCAUCCUGUGUCAAGUGGAGUAAACAGAACCAAACAAUUCAUCAUCAAAUCAAUCAAAAUUUAAUCCAAAAGUCACUGUUGGUGUAGAUUUAAUGUCAAAGCCAAUGAAUUCUCCACUAUUUUCAAAGAUCUAUCAAGGUGAAGAAGUGUUGGUUGUUUCAUAUGUUACAUCGGUCUUGUGGGUGUCAGAGCAGAUUUCUAUUAGACGUGACUGGGAGGGACUUCAUUAAUUCCUUCAUAAAUAGACCAGCAAUUCAGUCAAAGACUGUACCAGACACUCCUGAAGCCCUUGGCACUGUGUAUAACUAUUGAGAUCUUCUGUGAGGUUCAGUCCAGCAGCCGUUACAGAUUCCAGCAUCAAAAAUGAAUAAUUCAGCACAAAACAUCAGCAGAUCAAAAGCAAGAGCAGAGGUGUUAGAAAAACAUGAAUACACCAUAAUAAGAGAACUUGGACAAGGGAAUUCAGGAAGAGCAUUUCUGGUGAAGAAUCCAGAGGAAGAUUUCCUUGUGGUCAAAGAGAUAUACUACAGACAUAAUAGGAAUUUUAAUCUAGAGGCAGUCAAAAAUGAAAUCGAUGUCCUGAAGAAUCUGCACCAUGGAUAUGUUGUUGGAUACGAGGGCUCGUUUGAAGAUAGAGAAUCUGGGUUCUUUUACAUCGUGUCGGAGUACUGUGCAGGAGGAGAUCUUUUCAAGAUGAUGCAAACUCAGAACAACAUAGGGUUUUUUGAAGAACAACAGAUCCUUGAGUGGUUAGUACAGAUUUGUCUGGCUCUGCAGUACCUUCAUAAGAACAAUGUUCUCCACAGAGAUAUAAAACCUCAGAAUGUUUUUCUUACUGAGGAUGGUUACAUCAAUCUAGGAGAUUUUGGAUGCUCAAAAGUGCGGCAAAGUGCUGAUGAAUAUGCUACAUCAGUUGUGGGUGCAGAGCUCUAUACCAGCCCAGAAAUCUAUCAAAACAGACACAAUUCCAAAAGUGACAUAUGGUCAUUGGGAUGGUUGAUCCAUGAUCUCUGCAUGCUGGAUGUGUGGUCAAACAUCAUAGAGCGUCGCUGUGUUCAUGCCAAUAGCUUGAGAGGAACCAAACCUGAUAUCUCAAAUAGGUACUCAAACAAUCUGCAGACAUUAAUCAAAGAAAUGCUCAGCUGUGACCCUCGUGACAGACCUUCAGCUGAUGAGAUUCUAGCAAAACCAUUCCUGAGCAUUGCAGUGAUUAAAAAUAAGGGAAUUCCAGAUGUUCUGCAACGAAACUUGAAGAAAUCCAUCAGGACCUUUAAUGAGGCCUACAACAAACACUUUAAAAACUUUGAGACCUCAGUUAAGGAGUGGGAAAGAACAACAGAUUCACUAGAGUCAAUACAUUAUAAAGCCACAGCAGGGAGUCUGUCAGGAGCAGUGAUCGGAGCAGCUGGAGGAAUCACUGCAUUGGUUGGUGCAGUUCUGGCACCGUUCACAUUUGGAGCAUCUCUGAUUGUAGCAGGUGUUGGUAUUGGUGUUGGAGUAGCAGGUAGUGCAACAGGUGCUGCGUCCAACAUUACCAAUUCAGUAAAACAAAAAUCACUCCGUGCAAGAUUUGAAAAAAUUCAGCAGGACUACAAAACUGCAAGUGAACCAAUUCUCAAUUCACUGAAAGCACUGAGAAAGUUACUGAGAAAAAUUACAAGGUUCCGUGAUUUUGUUCCUAACUCAGAUUUUGAUCAUGCUCAAACAGCAUGGAGAAUAGGCAGAACCGCAGCAGCAGGCAUCACAGAAUUGGUGACUCUUGGAAUGCUGUUAAGUUUUGGCAAGAUUGCCAUUCAGGCUGCUGGUGUUGGACGAGCAGUGGCAGCAGCGUCAGGUGUGUUGAGUUCAGUCUUAGUCAUUGCUGACGUCGCCUUCAUAGUCAGAGAUUCACGAGAGAUUCACCAGAUGAAUCAGCAGUGGAGAACAGACAAUCCUGAAAACGUCACAUCCCCUGUACUCAAGGCCAUUGCUCAGAUGAGGAAAGCACAUAUAGAGCUUUGCAAUGUCUUGGAAGUAAUAAAAGAAACAAGAGAGAAACUAAACAGGCCAAACAUUUAGAGAGUUUAAACAUAUACACAAUAUAAAUCACAGACUCAAGCAAUAUCCUACUGAUUCAUAUGGGAUCUUAAGUGAAGAAAGAGGUUUUUACAGAAAAUGAUUUAGGCUAUGUCCACAUGAAGCUUAGAAAUAAUGCUUUAUUUUGGCUCAGUAGCUUCUGCAGUGAGAACAUCUAGAGUCUGCUAUUGUUGUUGUUAUUACUGUUUUGUGCUGUUAGCGGCGUCUGACUAGGGUCGACACUGGGGUGAUGACAUCGUUCGACAAAAGGGUUAGGCUGUCCUCGCAAAAACGUUAAGACUGCGUUUUCAGAUUUAUCCAAUCUGGGACCCAGACCCAAAAUUUAUGCGUAUUCACAAAAAUGCAUCUCCGUGUGGACGGGGCCUUAAAUGUUUGUUACAUAGAGACAAUAGAUGCAUGAUGUAUGACUUUAUGCAAUCAUUUUGUAAGCUGUACUAUAUCUAUUAUACACAACAAUGGGUCUGAUUCACUAAUAACUGCAUGGAUUAAUUCUACUUAUGUGCAAAGGAGAACUUAUCACAAAAAAAGUCUGUAUAUACACAUGAUUUUGUUCUAAUGUUAAUUAAUUUUAUAUUUCUGAAUGAGUGACCGCACACCUGAGAUUAGUUGCAUGAGGACACCAAAAUCAUCUCCAUAUACAGGCUUUCCUUUACAGCCUUUCAUCACUCUCAGGAAACAUACAAUAACAUUAAUUCUGAACCACAAUAAACACCUUCUAAUACAGACACAGAUUAUGCAUGAAUUGUUUUUGGAAAAAAAUUGUAUAUAGAUUUCACACAAUAUUCAUGUGUACAGUGAAACUAAUGUUUGAGACCCAAUGUUUUCUAUAGCCAGGUUUCCAUCCAAGGAUUUUUUUGUUGUUGUUUUUUUUGCCUAAAAAAAGCUUAGUGCUUUAAAAUGUUUAGCGAUAAAUAGAUAGAUAGAAAUGCCAUUUGUCAAAAAAAUGUCUCAAAUGUCGACAAUCUUUUCCCAUAUAUUUUUAGUGCAUAAAAUCUAUAUAUAGUUCAAAUGUCACGAAAAUUAGUUGGGAAACACUUUUUUGAGAAAAGGGGCUUUAACGCAAACAAAAGUGGUGUCACAUGACAGAAUUAGCCUACAUAGGCUACAGCUUCCGCAAGUUUGUGUGUUGAUCCCAUUAAAGCACUGUUUCUAUGAAAUAUAUAAAAUACUGUCUUGAAAAUCUCUGCAGCUCAACAGAAAUAAGCGGAGGAUCUGUUAAAUUAAAGGGAUAGUUCACCCAAAAAUGAAAAUGUGAUGUUUAUCUGCUUACCCCCAGCGCAUCCAAGAUGUAGGUGACUUUGUUUCUUCAGUAGAACACAAUUGAUGAUUUUUAA
This is a messenger RNA of Megalobrama amblycephala (Wuchang bream), 4208 nucleotides long. RefSeq names its product serine/threonine-protein kinase ppk11-like. Bases 1162 to 2856 code for a protein of 564 amino acids. The record is from RefSeq and is a predicted model, not a curated record. Gene Ontology annotation, cellular component: extracellular region. The transcript has 11 exons. Gene Ontology annotation, biological process: lipid transport; lipoprotein metabolic process; protein phosphorylation. Gene Ontology annotation, molecular function: lipid binding; ATP binding; protein kinase activity. NCBI's taxonomy places the organism in Eukaryota, Metazoa, Chordata, Actinopteri, Cypriniformes, Xenocyprididae.